AGAGCCAGUCCUGUGAGCUCAGAGUGGAAAGUUUACCUCUGCUGUGCUUUGUGUCCCUCAUUUGUGCACAGUGUCCUUAGACUCUGUGGGGUCUGUAUAUGUCCUGCAAUGUCGUCUUAUAACAACAAUAGCGUGCGUCUUAACGCAGCCACCAAAGUGGCUGUAUUUGGAGGGACGCAUGGAAACGAGAUGUCAGGUGUAACUCUCGUGAACCUGUGGAUGAAGAACAGUAACGAGAUCCAGAGGAAAGGUGUAGAGACCAAACCGUUUAUAACGAACCCAAAGGCUGUGGAGAAAUGUACCCGAUACGUGGACACGGAUCUGAACCGUGCGUUCACUGCGGAGAACCUCAGUGCCCCUGGUGGAGAGUCUCUACCUUAUGAAGUGUGGAGGGCCCAGGAAAUCAACAAUAUGUUUGGCCCCAAGGGAAGCCCAGAGGCCUAUGACGUAAUCUUUGACCUCCACAACACCACUUCCAACAUGGGCUGCACCCUGAUCCUCGAGAGCUCCAAAGACCACUUCAAUCUGCAGAUGAUGAACUAUAUCAAGAAAGCGCUUGCACCGGCCAGUUGCCUAGUUCUCCUCAAUGAACAUCCUCUUUUAAAAUAUUCCACUUCACGCUCUGUGGCCAAACACCCUGUUGGACUAGAAGUCGGCCCACAACCUCAAGGUGUUCUCAGAAGUAACAUCUUUGAUUCUAUGAGAGUGAUUAUAAAGCAUGCAUUGGACUUUAUUGAGCUGUUUAACGAAGAUGUGGAGUUUCCUCCAUGCACUGUAGAAGUUUUUCGGGUUUUGGAGAGGGUUGACUAUCCCAGAGAUGCCAAUGGAAACAUCAUUGCCAUGGUGCACCCUAACCUCCAGGAUUGUGACUGGGAGCCAUUGAACCCUGGUGACCCCAUGUUCCAGACAUUUGAUGGGAAGACAAUCCACUACCAAGGUCCUGGGACAGUCUACCCCACUUUUAUCAAUGAAGCGGCAUAUUAUGAAAAACAACAAGCUUUUGUCACCACAAAGAGAGAAACACUAGUUGCUAGUGCUGUCAAAAAGUCGUAAAUAUAUUUUAACUCUAUACUGCUAACUGGAAUCACGAAAAGUUAGCUAACAUUAUAACUAUACAUGCACUUUGAAAUCACUCGUAAUGAUAGCCACAACAUCCGUAUAAACACUGAUUUGUAUACAUUUACUGUGAAAUGGACAGUGCUGUGCAGACGUUUUAGAAAGGUCCAAUUCUGUUAUCAAGUUCAUAAGAUCAUUUAUAAUAAUUCAUUAUAAGACAAACAUAAAAGACAAAAUAGAAAAUGUGUUAUAGGUGCUACCAGUGGCCCAUGGGCUGCAAAAUAAAACACUCAGCUGUCUAAAGUGGUCCAGUCAGCUUUGCCAAGAAAUACAGAUGGUAUUUAUUAAAGGGACAUUUUUCACCUCACUAAAACUUUUACACAGUACUGAAUAUUAAUUAACUAUGCAAAAAAUAUGUGUUGAGUUUUGCUUAUAGAGCCACUGUGAAGACUACUGAAAUAUCACGGCAUAUAUGAUUUCAAAUAUACCUGCCAUAGUAACUCACCUUUGCAGCAUAAAUACUCCUUUACACUGUACAUUACACUAUAUGUUACCAACUCAGGAAGGUUAUAGUGGAACAUUACCUGAUAUGUUUUGAUCCCAGUGGUUUGUCCCCUGGAAGUGUGGGUGUGGUGUGGCCUUGAUACUUCCUACCUGUAAGUCCACUGGUGGCGUAGUCUUUGGUGCUGUCCUCUUGUUGCCUUAUAUAAGAGAUUUAUGUGAAGAUUUGCACAAUAAGUGUUGAUAAAAUAUUUUGAUAAGAAAUGGCAUAUGUCUUGUGUGAUGAAGCUUAAAUAAUGUUUUAUAAUAGUGAUAAACUGUGUGUUUUAUAUACUUGUUUGUCCAUAACAUGAGCCUCAUUGAAAAUGUGUAUUCUUUGUAUGUUUGUUAAACUAUUGUACCUCCAUGUGCUUUUAGACUCGUUCUUUUCAUUUUUAUAGUUCAUUCCGUCAGACACAUCUUACAGAUCUUGUAAAAAUACACACUCAAUAAAAGACAGUAUAACGUGA
Molecule: messenger RNA, 2066 nt
Organism: Periophthalmus magnuspinnatus
Lineage: Eukaryota; Metazoa; Chordata; Actinopteri; Gobiiformes; Gobiidae
Gene: aspa
Product: aspartoacylase
Exons: 6
Coding region: 109-1053 (314 amino acids)
Molecular function (GO): hydrolase activity, acting on ester bonds; hydrolase activity, acting on carbon-nitrogen (but not peptide) bonds, in linear amides
Source: RefSeq, a predicted model, not a curated record